This is a messenger RNA of Ctenocephalides felis (cat flea), 1149 nucleotides long. It is a transcript of the gene mRpL45, whose product is annotated as probable 39S ribosomal protein L45, mitochondrial. The record is from RefSeq and is a predicted model, not a curated record. The coding region runs from base 20 to 1105 and encodes 361 amino acids. Gene Ontology annotation, cellular component: mitochondrion. Lineage: Eukaryota; Metazoa; Arthropoda; Insecta; Siphonaptera; Pulicidae. The transcript is spliced from 3 exons.
AACCUGAAAAUUUUCAUACAUGAAAUAUGACAUAAAGUUAAUGCUUGCGUUAUUUGUAGAAAAUUACUUAAUUAAUAGAUUGACACUAACGAAUUAUGUCUGCAGCAACAACACAAUGCAGAAUCAAACUAAUCCAGGUUUUUCAAUCAAGUUUAUUAUAUCCGAUGGUUCCAAUAUAUUAAUCAAUCAACAACAUGUUAGGCAUAGACGAACAAAGCAUGUCAACCCUAAGUUUAAAAAGCUGCGUGCACAAAAAGUUAUUAAAGUUGACUUGCCAAAUUUCAAUGAAGACAAUGAAAAUUUGAGUAUUGAAGAAAUGCGAUCUAAAAUGAAGGAAAUGGGUGUUUUACCUGUCAGACCUUGGAUGGAACGGGCAUUCUUCAUCAGCAGUACUGGAGGUGUAUUUGAACCCUAUGUACCUCCUGAAGGAGAUGGUAAAAUGUCUGCCAUUAGCAAAACAGGAGCCAAACAAAAACUAGAAUUUCUUGAGAAAAAAUCAAAAUCUAUGAUGGCUGUACGUAAAAUACGUAACUUUGAUGAAGAUUUUGAGCCUCCAGAAUUUUCAAAACUUGCUCAAGAUGUCUACAUUAAGGUCCACGAAUAUAUGUGCGCAAAGGCUAAAGAUAAAUUACCAGAAGUUGUAACAGAAAGAGCAUAUAAUGAAGUUCUUAAUAAUAUUUCUGAUAAAACUAUACAUUGGAAGUUUUUGAAGUCCUUAGAACCACCUAGGGUUGUUCAUGCUCGUUGCACUGAUAUGAUUACGAAAGACAACAUCUUUGCUCAAGUUACAGUUAGAUUCCACACUGAACAGAUUUUAGCUAUUUAUGACCGCUUUGGGCGUUUAAUGCAUGGAAGUGAAAUACUAAGUAAAGAUGUUUUGGAGUAUGUUGUUUUCGAGAAACAUUUAUCCAAUGAAUAUGGUAUUUGGAGAGUACAUGAUAAAAUCAUCCCAGAUUGGAUGCCACCCAAAGAACCAUCCGCAAAAAGUUACAGAGUUAAAAAUGAACCUCAAAAGGAAACUGAGGAGCUUAAUCCAGAAGAAGAAGUUUCGGUCCUGCCAAGUGAAGGUCCACAAGGAGAACAAAAAUUAGUCACUGCAACAUAGUAACAUAAUUUACAAUGUAGAUAUGAAUUUUGUUAUAGAUAUUG